AUGGGCAAACGAAAAUCCAAACGAAAGCCUCCCCCAAAGCAAAAGCGUAUUGAAGCAUUGGCUGCUACAUUUCCAUGUCCAUUCUGUUCACAUGAUCGAUCAUGUGAAGUGAAAAUUGAUCGAAAAGCUAAUGUUGGAACGAUUGAAUGUCGUAUGUGUCGUGAAGCAUAUUCAACAUCGGUUCAUUAUUUGAGCGAAGCUGUAGAUGUUUACAAUGCCUGGAUUGAUGCUUGUGAGGAACAAAAUCGGGACUGA
Adineta ricciae is the source of this 255-nucleotide messenger RNA. The record is from the annotation of a GenBank genome assembly. Lineage: Eukaryota; Metazoa; Rotifera; Eurotatoria; Adinetida; Adinetidae.